UGUUAUUAGGCCGGGUAUUUCUUCGACACAAAAAUUCGUUUACCUCCGCAGGAGUCCUUCUUCCUUGCUCAUCAUGCUCACCGCCCGCGGCGUCACCCGCAUCUCCAGGAGAGCGGCCAACAGCGUCAAGAACUCUAACAGGUUCUUACAGACUGCAGCACCCCUGCUGUCCCGUGUUGCCGUUCCUUCUGCCGCAUCAAAACAACCUGCCGCCCGUCCUUCUCGCGUCUCCGCAUCCCAGCCAGCGCGCUGCUAUGCAACGGAGGCCAAGGGCACUAUUGGUUCGGUGAAGACAGUCAUUGGUGCCGUCGUCGACGUGCAGUUUGAGACCGACGUUCUUCCUCCCAUUCUGAACGCCCUCGAAGUUCAGGACUUCCACGGCGGUCGUCUUGUCCUCGAGGUUGCAUCUCACCUUGGUGAGAACACCGUUCGUACCAUUGCCAUGGACGGUACCGAGGGUUUGGUCCGUGGUCAGAAGGUGGUUGACACCGGUGCACCUAUACAAAUCCCCGUCGGCAAAGCCACGCUGGGUCGUAUCAUGAACGUCAUUGGCGAGCCGAUUGACGAGCGUGGGCCAAUCAAAGGUGUCAAGCUUUCUCCCAUCCAUGCCGAUCCCCCUGCGUUCGUAGACCAGUCAACGACUGCGGAGGUUCUCGAAACCGGUAUCAAGGUCGUCGACCUCUUGGCUCCUUACGCUCGUGGUGGAAAAAUCGGUCUCUUCGGUGGUGCAGGUGUCGGAAAAACCGUCUUGAUCCAGGAACUCAUCAACAACGUUGCCAAGGCUCACGGUGGUUUCUCCAUCUUCUGUGGUGUUGGCGAACGCACUCGUGAGGGAAAUGACUUGUACCAUGAAAUGAUCGAAACUGGUGUCAUCAACUUGGAGGGCGACUCCAAGGUCGCUUUGGUUUUCGGUCAGAUGAACGAGCCUCCGGGUGCUCGUGCCCGUGUUGCCUUGACUGGUCUUACCAUUGCCGAGUACUUCCGUGACGAGGAGGGUCAGGAUGUGCUUCUUUUCAUCGACAACAUCUUCCGCUUCACCCAGGCUGGUUCCGAGGUGUCCGCCUUGCUUGGUCGUAUCCCCUCUGCUGUCGGUUACCAACCGACGCUCUCAACAGAUAUGGGUGGCAUGCAAGAGCGCAUUACCACGACCAAGAAGGGAUCCAUCACUUCAGUGCAAGCAGUUUACGUACCAGCUGAUGAUUUGACGGAUCCUGCCCCUGCCACCACAUUCGCACACUUGGACGCCACCACCGUGUUAUCCCGUAGUAUUGCCGAACUUGGUAUUUACCCUGCUGUGGACCCCCUUGACUCCAAGUCUCGUAUGCUCGACCCUCGUAUUGUCGGCCACGAGCAUUACGAGGUUGCUACUGCAGUCCAGAAGAUUCUUCAGGAUUACAAGUCUCUCCAGGAUAUCAUCGCCAUCUUGGGUAUGGAUGAGUUGUCGGAAGAAGAUAAGUUGACUGUGGAGCGUGCUCGUAAAAUUCAGCGUUUCAUGUCUCAGCCCUUCCAAGUUGCUCAGGUCUUCACUGGUUACGAGGGCAAGCUUGUCCCUCUGAAGGAUACCGUCCGGUCAUUCAAGGAGAUCCUAUCUGGCACACACGACAACCUCCCCGAGGCCGCUUUCUACAUGGCUGGUACGAUUGAAGAUGUCAAGGCAAAGGCUGAACAACUUGCAAAAGAGAUGGGUGGCAACUGAACGUGCCUUUAGACACCUGGUAUCCUACUGUCUUUCUCCGUAUUACCCACCGCAAUGUUAGAGUAGAACAAGCAAAAACAGCCUUCUGUGCCGAACAAUCAGGCAUUACG
Messenger RNA from Pisolithus orientalis, 1806 nucleotides. Its product is annotated as ATP synthase F1 beta subunit. Gene Ontology annotation, molecular function: proton-transporting ATP synthase activity, rotational mechanism; ATP hydrolysis activity; ATP binding. Bases 74 to 1696 code for a protein of 540 amino acids. NCBI's taxonomy places the organism in Eukaryota, Fungi, Basidiomycota, Agaricomycetes, Boletales, Pisolithaceae. The record is from RefSeq and is a predicted model, not a curated record. Gene Ontology annotation, biological process: proton motive force-driven mitochondrial ATP synthesis; proton transmembrane transport. The transcript has 6 exons.